Messenger RNA from Argiope bruennichi, 612 nucleotides. Its product is annotated as histidine-rich glycoprotein-like. Lineage: Eukaryota; Metazoa; Arthropoda; Arachnida; Araneae; Araneidae. Gene Ontology annotation, molecular function: structural constituent of chitin-based larval cuticle. Gene Ontology annotation, cellular component: chitin-based extracellular matrix. The record is from RefSeq and is a predicted model, not a curated record. The transcript is spliced from 3 exons. The coding region runs from base 1 to 612 and encodes 203 amino acids.
AUGCCACUAUCAUUCAGUGUCUCUGAAGCCACAGCAGAUUGGGUGACAGUUCUCAAAAUCAAAGAUGAAAUACAUAAUCUUCCUUCUCCUGCUGAAAACAUUAAUGAUUAUGCGGAUGUGUUGGUUCCAUUUUUGAUUAUGACUCUGUCUUCUGAAGAGGCACAUUCGUCAUCAAAAUUUUGCUGUGAAGUUGUAAUCACUAAGUCUUCCGAAAUUGAUGAAGAAGAAAAGCAUCAUCAUCAUCCGACACCAUACAAAUUCGGAUACGACAUAAAAGAUCACCAUGGAGCUCAACACAGGCAUGAACAUAGCGAUGGUCAUGGCAAUGUGCACGGAAGUUACGGAUUUACUGACCACAGAGGUGUCCACAGGGUCGUUCAUUACGUAGCUGACCAUCACGGAUUUAGAGCUAAGGUGGAGACAAACGAACCUGGAACAGAUAAUCAAGAUCCAGCACAUGUUCAUCUACAUUCUCAUCCUUAUCAUGGUCAUCAUGAUCAUCACGGACAUCAUGGCCAUCAUCAUGACGACCAUCAUGGACAUCAUCACGGUCACCAUCAUGGGCAUCACCACGAUCAUCACCAUGGUCAUCAUCAUGGACACCACCAUUAA